This is a messenger RNA of Lampris incognitus (smalleye Pacific opah), 1098 nucleotides long. It is a transcript of the gene gpm6ab, whose product is annotated as glycoprotein M6Ab. Bases 1 to 1098 code for a protein of 365 amino acids. The record is from RefSeq and is a predicted model, not a curated record. The transcript has 9 exons. Gene Ontology annotation, cellular component: neuronal cell body; filopodium; plasma membrane. Lineage: Eukaryota; Metazoa; Chordata; Actinopteri; Lampriformes; Lampridae. Gene Ontology annotation, biological process: neuron projection development.
AUGGCCUUCCAGAGAAGCCUUGAGCCAGGAAAGAGGGUAAAGAUACACCGCUACAAGACUCCGGUAGCCACCGGGGCCAUCAUAGAGGAGGAAGUCCAGAAGAAGCUGCUUCCCCACAGAUUUGACCCGGAAGAACCAGCCUCUCAUGGUGAAGUGGACAGAGGAGACGGCGAAUGCGUCCAAGACCUAAGAGAGGCCCUAUGCACCCGGCCAGUCUUGGUGACCCCCGAGUUCAGCAAAGACAUGACCGAUCAAACAGAUACUUCAGAGGUGGGCAUAGGAGCUGUCCUCGCUCCAGGUUGUAAGGAGUGUUGUGAGCGAUGUGUUGGCAGUCUGCCCUGGGCCUCUCUCAUCGCCACCAUCCUCCUCUACAUGGGGGUGGCUUUGUUCUGUGGGUGUGGCCACGAGGCUUUAACUGGCACCGUCACUAUCCUUCAAAACUACUUUGAGCUGCUCAGAGCGCCCGGGGCGGUGCUGGACGUCUUCACCAUCAUCGACAUCCUGAAGUACAUUAUCUAUGGACUGGCGGGUGGAUUCUUUGUGUUUGGGGUGCUGUUGCUGGUUGAGGGUUUCUUUACCACCGGAGCCAUAAGGGACCUCUAUGGCGAGUUCAAGAUCACUGCCUGUGGACGCUGUCUGACCGCCUUCCUGAUGUUCUUGGCCUACCUGUUCUUCCUGGUCUGGCUGGGAGUGACAGCUUUCACCAGCCUGCCUGUCUUCAUGUACUUCAACGUCUGGUCCAUGUGUCAGAACACCAGCUUGGUGGAAGGAGCCAACCUCUGCCUGGACCUGCGUCAGUUCGGAGUGGUGACCAUCUCUGAGGAAAGGAAAGUGUGUACCGGAUCGGAGAAGUUCUCCAAGAUGUGCAAAUCUAAUGAGCUCGACUUGACCUUCCAUCUGUUCGUGUGCGCGCUGGCGGGGGCAGGAGCUGCAGUCAUAGCCAUGGUCCACUUCCUGAUGGCGCUGGCGGCUAACUGGGGCUACCUGAAGGACGCCAGCCGGAUGCAGAAAUACGAAGACAUCAAGUCGAAGGAGGAGCAAGAGCUGCACGACAUCCACUCCACGCGCUCCAAAGAACGCCUCAACGCCUACACAUAA